AUGGAUGCCUUUAAUGGAAGUUGGAAACUUGUCAAGAGUGAUCAUUUCACCGAAUAUCUGUCAGCACUGGGUGUUUCAGAAGAAGAGAUAAGUGUUGCCCAAUCACUUAAACCAACUUUAACAUUUCACCAGGAUGGGGAAUCUAUAGUUAUUAAAUCAGUAAACAUAAUUUUUACUAGCGAGGUCUGGUUCAAGCUGGGUGAAGAGUUCAGUGAGGAAACCAGGGAUCACCGUAAAUGCAAGAAUGUUAUAACGUUGGAUGAAGGCAAACUUGUACAGGUGCAGACGUGGGAUGGGAAACAAACCACAAUUGUUCGUGAGAUCAUGGAUGACAACAUGUUCAUGACACUGACCUUUGGGGACAUUGCAUCCACCUCACCUAUAAGAAGAUAUAAAUGA
Silurus meridionalis is the source of this 399-nucleotide messenger RNA. It is a transcript of the gene fabp7b, whose product is annotated as fatty acid binding protein 7, brain, b. Gene Ontology annotation, biological process: fatty acid transport. The transcript has 4 exons. The record is from RefSeq and is a predicted model, not a curated record. NCBI's taxonomy places the organism in Eukaryota, Metazoa, Chordata, Actinopteri, Siluriformes, Siluridae. Gene Ontology annotation, cellular component: cytosol; nucleus. The coding region runs from base 1 to 399 and encodes 132 amino acids. Gene Ontology annotation, molecular function: fatty acid binding.